AUGUACGUGGCCGACAUUGACAUUGUGCCGCGCAACUAUGGCCUUGUCGUGUCGUUGUUCGUCUUCGUCACCCUGGCCUUGCUGGCGGUCAUCAUGAGGAUCUACACACGAUUAUCCUUGGUGCAAAAUGUUGGCGCAGACGAUGUGCUGAUUGUGCUCGCCGCCCUGGGCACUCUUGGCUUCCUCAUAUCCGUCAUGGAGCAAAUCCGAUAUGGCUUGGGCGACGGAGUCGACUACGCCGUGCUCCCUAACUUCCUGCAGUCCCUCUACUCGACCAUCAUCGCCUACACCGUCACCCACUUCUCCGUCAAGUUCAGCAUUCUCUUCCAGUGUCGCCGCAUCUUCAAGGUGCAGACGGCCCAGCGCCUCUUCCUCGGCCUCAUCCUGUAUCUGGCCGCGUAUGGCGUAUUCUGCUUCUCGAGCACGGUGAUCACGUGCUGGCCGAUUGCAAAGUACUGGAAUGACAGCAUUGCGGGCGGUUGCAUCGACCGCAUGACGCUUCAUUAUGUCUUUGCCGGCAUCAAUAUCUUUAACGACAUCUUGCUGCUCGUCAGUCCGAUGCCGUUUUUGAGCGGGAUCCAGAUUGCGAGGAGGGCUAAAUAUGUGCUCAUUGGUGUCUUUGCGUGCGGUGGCUUUGCCUGUAUCGUGGCCAUCAUCAGGCUUCACGCGCUGUACAUCAACAACUCGUCACCCAUCAACUUGCAGCCCGUCACUGGUGUCGACAUUGCUCUAUGGUCAGGUCUCGAGAUCAACGUCGCCAUUCUCUGUGCCUGCGUGCCCGCCCUCAAGCCGCUCUUUGUCCGCGUCUUCCCUCGUCUCAUCACAUCCUUCUCAGACUCGGCCAAACGGUCCCGUGAGAACGAGUUGCCGUCCCGUGAUAGGUCAGGCAACAUCCAUCUCCGCUGCUUCGAGCAGAAGCGUAACGUACAUAUCCAUUCCGACGACCGCACACUGGUGGAGCCGGAGUACGACGAGGAGCGCGGUCAUCACAUCAAGCGCGUCUCCCACGCCGGCGGUAUCGAGAUCAAGGUGCAGAGGGACUUUGAGGCAAGCUCGGCGAACAACCGUGACGAGGAAGAUGGAUUGACAAAGAUCGUGGCGUCCAGUCCGAGCUGGCAGCUGCGUGUGUCUGGCGCGGGCAAACGCGACUCGCUAUACCAACCGCCUGGAAGUUGA
This is a messenger RNA of Emericellopsis cladophorae, 1176 nucleotides long. RefSeq lists its product as uncharacterized. The record is from RefSeq and is a predicted model, not a curated record. Lineage: Eukaryota; Fungi; Ascomycota; Sordariomycetes; Hypocreales; Bionectriaceae. The transcript has 5 exons. The coding region runs from base 1 to 1176 and encodes 391 amino acids.